CUCACAACUUUUUAAUAUCCCAAAACUACCCAUGACUAAAACCCUAUAUGCUCUCUGCUUCCUCUCGCCUCUCGCCUCUCUGCUUCGUCGGGGUCGUUGCCUCUGUGCUUGGUCGUCGCCACCGUCGUCCAGUGCAUUUCCAAUCGCUGCCACCGGCUUCACUGUAUUCAUCCCAGAAACCAUGGCAGAAGAGGAGCCCAAGCCCUUGAACUAUAUUCCCGAGACUAUCUUGAAGAAACGAAAAAGCAGCGAAGCGUUGGCCUUGAGGAAAAGGGAUCAACUUCAGCAGAAGAAGUUCCAAACAAAGAAUUCCAAGGAUUAUGUCAAAAAACCUGAGGAUUUCAUCAUUGAGUAUCGAAACAAGGAGCUUGACCUUGUUAGAAUGAAACGACGAGUCAAGAGAAUCAAGAAACAACCAGAGUUGUUGAUGCCAAAUUCAAAUUCAAAGUUAUUAUUAAUCAUUCGGAUUCAAGGAAAAAAUGACAUGCAUCCAAAAACCCGCAAGGUCUUAGACAAAUUGAAUUUGAAAAGAGUAUUCAAUGCUGUUUUUGUGAAGGCAAGUGUGGGAAUUAUGGCAAAGCUGCAGAGGGUCGAACCAUAUGUCACCUAUGGGUAUCCUAAUAUUAAAAGCAUAAAGGAACUGAUCUACAAGAAGGGAUUUGCAAAAUUAGACAAUCAGAAAGUUCCUCUGACGGACAAUAACAUUAUUGAACAGGCAUUAGGAAAGUAUGGAAUUGUGUGCAUGGAAGAUAUGGUCCAUGAAAUUGUUAAUGUUGGUCCACACUUUGAAGAAGUUGCCAGUUUUUUGUGGCCCUUUGAACUCAGCAAACCAGCUGAUGGUUUGCGAGGAUCAAAAACUUUGUACAAGGAUGGUGGAGACACUGGGAACCGGGAAGAUCUCAUCAAUGAACUAAUCGACAAAAUGAAUUAAAUCAUGUCACACUUGUGGAGAAAUUUUUAUCUUGUCUUGGCACCAUUUCAUUUCAAAGAUUUUGCUGAUUUAAUAGACAUAUUGGAGUAUCUGGUAUAGGUCUUGCUUGUUCUUCCGCUCCAAGUAUUGUAACAGGUAGAAUGAUUAGAGCUGUUAGACGUGUUCAAACUCAGACAAGGCUACUUUGUUAUAAAUUAUGAGCCUUUCACUUUUUGGUA
Molecule: messenger RNA, 1149 nt
Organism: Prosopis cineraria
Lineage: Eukaryota; Viridiplantae; Streptophyta; Magnoliopsida; Fabales; Fabaceae
Product: 60S ribosomal protein L7-1
Exons: 6
Coding region: 32-931 (299 amino acids)
Biological process (GO): maturation of LSU-rRNA from tricistronic rRNA transcript (SSU-rRNA, 5.8S rRNA, LSU-rRNA)
Cellular component (GO): cytosolic large ribosomal subunit
Molecular function (GO): structural constituent of ribosome; RNA binding
Source: RefSeq, a predicted model, not a curated record